This is a messenger RNA of Hemicordylus capensis (graceful crag lizard), 2519 nucleotides long. It is a transcript of the gene SHH, whose product is annotated as sonic hedgehog signaling molecule. Gene Ontology annotation, biological process: multicellular organism development; cell-cell signaling; protein autoprocessing. Gene Ontology annotation, molecular function: calcium ion binding; patched binding. Lineage: Eukaryota; Metazoa; Chordata; Lepidosauria; Squamata; Cordylidae. The record is from RefSeq and is a predicted model, not a curated record. The coding region runs from base 103 to 1368 and encodes 421 amino acids. The transcript is spliced from 3 exons.
GGCUGCGAGAGAGGGGGAGAAGGACACACGCGCACACGCACACACCAAGCCAGGCAGGGAACGGGGGGUGGGCGAAAAGUGGCUGGUUUCUCCACGGACGGAAUGCUGCUUCGGAGCCGCCUGGUCGUGCUGGCGGUCUUCUUGGGAGCGCUCUUCCUCUCCUCCGGGCUGGCUUGUGGACCGGGCAGGGGCUUUGGCAAGCGGAGGCACCCGAAAAAGCUGACCCCUUUAGCCUACAAGCAGUACAUCCCCAAUGUGGCAGAGAAGACCCUGGGGGCCAGCGGAAGAUACGAAGGCAAGAUCACCAGGAACUCGGAGCGCUUUAAAGAGCUCACUCCGAAUUACAACCCUGACAUUAUUUUUAAGGAUGAAGAGAACACGGGAGCGGACAGGCUGAUGACUCAGCGCUGCAAGGACAAGCUCAACGCCCUGGCGAUCUCGGUGAUGAACCAGUGGCCUGGCGUCAAGCUGCGCGUAACCGAGGGCUGGGAUGAGGACGGGCACCACUCCGAGGAGUCGCUCCACUACGAGGGCCGCGCGGUGGACAUCACCACUUCGGAUCGGGACCGCAGCAAGUACGGCAUGUUGGCCCGCCUGGCCGUGGAGGCGGGCUUCGACUGGGUCUACUACGAAUCCAAGGCGCACAUCCACUGCUCCGUCAAAGCGGAGAACUCUGUGGCUGCCAAAUCGGGCGGCUGCUUCCCUGGAACGGCCUUGGUGAAUCUGGAGGAAGGGGGCACCAAGCUGGUGAAGGACCUCAGCCCUGGCGACCGGGUGCUGGCGGCCGACGCACAGGGGCAGCUGCUCUACAGCGAAUUCCUGGCUUUCCUGGACCUGGAGGAGGCCCCGCUUCACAAACUCUUCUACGUCAUCGAGACCCAGCAGCCCCGGACACGCCUCUUGCUCACGGCUGCACACCUGCUCUUUGUGGCCCCACCCCAGAAUCAUUCCCAGCCCCAGUCCAUUUACGCCAGUCGUGUGCAACCAGGACAGCAUGUCUACGUGCUUGGCCAAGGGGGCCAGACGCUGCUACAGGCCGUGGUGCACAGCGUGUCCCUGCAGGAAGAGGCUUCGGGGGCCUAUGCCCCACUUACCGCUCAGGGCACAAUCCUCAUCAAUCAGGUGCUGGCAUCAUGUUAUGCUGUCAUUGAGGAGCAUAGCUGGGCCCACUGGGCAUUCGCCCCUUUCCGAGUAGCUCACGCUCUCCUGGCAAUGCUCUGUCCCAGCAGCCUCUCCCCCAUCCUCUUUCCGGCUGCUGCAUUGGACGAAUCCUCAACUGGAGUCCACUGGUAUUCUCGCCUCCUCUACAACAUUGGCCACUGGGUAUUGGAUUCUGAGAUGUUGCACCCACUGGGCAUGGCCAGCUGAGGGCGACAAUGCGCUGAACACUCCACUGUUAUCCACCAUAAGAAUAAAAUCAUACAAGGGGGGGGGUAAACUAAGAUGAAGAAAGAAAGAAAGAAAGAAAGAAAGAAAGAAAGAAAGAAAGAAAGAAAGAAAGAAAGAGACUUUUAAAUGAUAAUAAUAGUAGGACAGUCCAAAGUAGACUUUGAGGAGCAGGAAGAGCCGAGGAAAUUUCGUUUUAGUUUAUAAAUAUAUAUAUUUUUAUUUGAUUUAUAAUUUUUUGUCUGUUUUGUUGUCCUCAUCUCCUCGAUAUUUAUUUGUUUGGUAUUUUGAAAUAGAUGUUUUAAAUAAUAUGAACCCGACUUUCAAGAGCCUUAAAUAGUUUCUUUGAUAAUUUAUUAUCAUGUGAACUGUACACUCACAGGGAAAAGAAAAUUAUUUUGCGAGGCCAAGCAAAACUGCACAGAGUUCUAUUUUUCUAUAUGUCACGUGUGUCCAGAUUUCCCAAAAGUCCCAUCGCUGCCCUUCCCGCCUCUGCAUAGCUCUUUCCCAUCAGUGAGUCCACGGAACAAACAAGAGACAAACUCCACAGGGUGGGGAGGGGGGAGAGGGGGGGUUCCGUAAAUUAUAUUUUUAUACAUAGAAUUGUAAAUUCAAUUUUUUUGAGAGAUCAAUACUUAACUGUCACAUUUCAUUUUUUUUGAAAUAGUGUAAAAUAUGAGAAUAUAUUAUUUUAAUUUAAAUAGUAUCAAGUGUAAUGUCAUCUCCUGUAUUGUUUUCCAUUGUCUUUGAAUAUUUUGCUUUGUAUAAAAAAAACAAAACCCGCCUCCAACUCAACAACCCCCUUUCCUCCACACUCUUGGAAUUCAAGACUGUUACACAAAACAUAUUCAUUUGCAAAACCGUGGGGAGGAGGAGGAAAACUCUCUUAUUUUUACUUUCAAAAUCCAGAAGAAGAAAUUUAUGAGAAAAUAAUAUUUUUUAAAAAGCGCACAUGUUGGCUAUUAUGUGACAAUGGAGAAUAGUUUGUACAGAGGGGGGAAAGGAUGUUUUGCAUUAAUAAACUGAUAAAUAACCGCUGUCAAUUUACUAAAAUGUAUUUUUGAAUAUUUUGUAAUAGUUUUAAUAGUUUUAUAGAAAUAAAAUGUGCCAUGCACAGUCUGGUUAGUAUAUAA